AUGUCUGGAAGGCCCGAGGAAGGACUUUACGAUAAUGAGGAAAUUCAAGCGCCUACUGUCCCGCAGGGAGAUCGUCAGAGGAGAGCGAGGUCGGAAUUUGAGGGUGACACAGAUCACUCCUCUGCGACUCGCAGAAGAUUGGAGGAAGCGCGGCGACCACAGUGGACCAUGGGUAGCACCGUAAAGGAAAUCCUGCUGGAGGGAAGCACUAACAGGGCCAACAUGAAGCUGAACGAUUUCCUUCGGAGCAAAUUGGGCGAUGAGUGGGUUGUGGAAAGAAAUGGGAACGUCAUUAUGGAGGCGUUUGUUCAGGAGCCGGAUGCUUACGUGCAAGACCAGCGGCUUCUUAGAAUUAUUUUUAAUUUAACAGAGUACCAAGAGAUGGAAAGGGAGUUGGAUGAGAUGAAAAUUCUAUUGGAGGCCAUUACUAAGCUUCACCACGAGGGUGUGGACUCUCUCGAGCAAUGGAGGGACUAUGAAGGAAAGGAUACGGUCACUCCUGUUGCAAGGAGAAAUCUAAACAGAGUUCUCACUCAGGUACUGAGAGAAGAACGCCGUGAGGCGGAAGAAAGGGCGAGAUGGGACCAGCAACAAAUAAUAUUUAACUUAUUUGCUAAGAUCGAAGAUUUGUUGUUUGGAGGAAGAGUCCGCGUCAAUGACAUAAAGCUGAACGAUUUUCUUACGCUGAGAUUUGGCGGAAAGGGCAUUGCGGCUACCAAUCGGGAUGUUUCGCUGGAGGAUUUUUUUAAGGAUCCCACGAGGUAUAUCCGCGAUGCAGGAGUAUUGGGCGAAAUACAGACAACAGGUGCUUAUGCGAGGAUGGAGAAGACUGUAAGGGAGGAAAUGGGUUUGGAAGAAGUUGUACGCAGGCUUAGCGAGAAAGGUGUCAACAAUCUACUUCGGUGGUCAAAAGCUGCUGAGGAGGUAAAAGCAGGUGUUUGCGAAAACGCUAAAAACUCAUUGGAUGCAGCCCUUCAGGAAGCGAGAAACCGAAUGACGACGAUUGAAGCGAUGAAACUGGAGGGAUACUACGAGUCUGUGUACAAUGCGAGUUGGCACCAUGUUAAGGAAGUUCCUGGUGCUGAGGGGACGGGAAUGGAGGUGAAGAAGGGGAAACCGGAACAGUCAUGGACGUACAACGAAGUUGGCGACACUCUCGAAAAGGAUGACGGUGUGCAGCAAUCCGGUGCAGCACCUCUCAGGCUAAUGGUGCUCACCUCGGACAAUGGAUGGCCGUACUCGUGGAAACGGGGGCUGAAUGAACGUAUUCAUGACUGCUACGUGAACUGUGAGGUGGAGCGAGUGUGGCAGAUCGUCAAAAAGGAUCUAAGCGAA
Molecule: messenger RNA, 1335 nt
Organism: Trypanosoma cruzi
Lineage: Eukaryota; Euglenozoa; Kinetoplastea; Trypanosomatida; Trypanosomatidae
Product: retrotransposon hot spot (RHS) protein, putative
Exons: 1
Source: RefSeq, a predicted model, not a curated record